Messenger RNA from Zerene cesonia (dogface butterfly), 704 nucleotides. RefSeq lists its product as uncharacterized. Bases 37 to 675 code for a protein of 212 amino acids. Lineage: Eukaryota; Metazoa; Arthropoda; Insecta; Lepidoptera; Pieridae. The transcript is spliced from 4 exons. The record is from RefSeq and is a predicted model, not a curated record.
UGCAGCGUACUCGAUAACGACUGUCUGAAAAAUGUUAUGAUCAAGAAAAUUAAUAAUCCUGGUUUGCCUACAUUCAACGUUCUACCAUUUGACCCUAUCAAUUUGACUGACAUUACCGUUAAUUUUCCAAAUUUGGUUAAUGUUACAAUUAAUAAUGGCGUCUUAACGGGUGUCACGACUUGUGUUUUCCAAAGCUUCGCCAUCGAUUCAACGGAAGGAUUGGUAAAAGAACAACUGCUCUGCAAUAUGUCGUUGAGCGGUGACUACACGGCGGAUGCACCAAAUUCCGUAUUAACUGACUUCCAGACUGACGAAGACCUGCACGGGGAAGGGAAUGGAGGAAUUGAUAUCGUGAAUCUUUACUUGAAAAUUGAAGUGCCUCUCCACUUUGAAAAACGUAAUAACGAAACAUUCAUCGUCUGCUCGUAUGAUGAAGGAAAAUGGGACUUUGAAUUCCAGGGCUCGGUGGUCUUCUCCGCUGACAAUCUUUAUGUUGGUGACCAAAACAUAGCUUCCGACGUCGUCAGUUACCUAAAUGAGAAUUGGCAAGAUUCAUCAUUUGGUCAAGUAUACGUCGACGAGUACAUUAAGAUCUAUUUCGCGUACAGCAAGAGAUUUUUGGAGGGUGUGCCCACGAAAUAUUACAUCACCGACGACUUGACUUCCUACCUGUAAACUUUGACUAUUAAUAAAGAAUCGCAUGC